This is a messenger RNA of Spinacia oleracea (spinach), 1467 nucleotides long. Its product is annotated as probable jasmonic acid carboxyl methyltransferase 2. NCBI's taxonomy places the organism in Eukaryota, Viridiplantae, Streptophyta, Magnoliopsida, Caryophyllales, Amaranthaceae. Gene Ontology annotation, molecular function: methyltransferase activity. The record is from RefSeq and is a predicted model, not a curated record.
CCUAUAAAAUGGACCUCCAUCAUAUCCGGUCCCCUCAGACUCAAUUAAUCGGAAGAAGCAUAUUUUUUUUAAUUGUAGAGAAAACAUCUUCUAGUGUCCAACUAUCUUGUGUCUUCUUUAUCUUGGUUUAACAUCUAUUAUCUCAUUUCCCAGAUUCUAUUUUGUUAGUUAGAGUUGACAACAAUGGACAUGCUUCAAGUUUUCCACAUGAAUAAAGGUCAAGGAGAAGCCAGUUAUGCAAAGAAUUGUACUGUUCAGAAGAAGAUAUUAUCCCUAACAAAAUCAUUUGUAGAAGAAGCGAUAGAAGGCUACUUUGACAAUGAUUUUCCGGAGACCAUGACAAUCGCCGAUCUAGGUUGUUCAUCUGGCCCCACGGCCUUAGCGGCGGUAUCGGAGAUCAUCGACAUGGUUAUUGAGAGAUGCCGGAAUAUGGACCGACAUUCGUCACCCAAGAUUAUGGUGUACUUGAAUGACUUACCAGGGAAUGAUUUCAAUGGGGUGUUUGAAUUACUCUCUAAUUUCCAAAACAAGUUUAAAAAGGAAAAGGGUGAUGAUUUUGAGCCCUGCUUUAUUGCAGGACUCCCUGGAAGUUUUUAUGGAAGGUUGCUCCCAAACAACACCUUACACUUCGUUCAUUCUUCUUCUAGCUUGCACUGGCUCUCCCCAGGUUUGGAUGGUGAAAAUAAUCGAAACAAAGGGGAGAUAUAUUUAUCAGAGACAAGCCCAAGAGAAGUGGUAAAUGCAUACAUGGUGCAAUUUCGAAUGGAUUUCCUUUCAUUUCUUAAAUCUCGUGCAGAAGAAGUGAUUUCAGGAGGACGUAUGGUGUUAACCUUUAUGGGUAGAAGCUCUAACGAUCCUACUUGUCAACAAAGCUGUUAUCCUUGGAACUUGAUUUCCCAGUGUCUAACUAGCAUGAUUUCCGAGGGGUUAAUUGAUGAGGAGAAGUUGGAUAGUUUCAAUGUUCCAUAUUACGCGCCAUGUCUUGAAGAAUUAAAGCAAUUGGUUGAAGAAGAAUCAUCAUUUUCUGGGCAUCGUUUCGAAGCUGUUGAAGUUGAAUGGGACGGAGAUGUUAAAGUCAACAACAACGUUAACAUCAAGGAUGAUGAUUGAUGAUGCUCAUGUACAGCUUCGCUAACAAAAGGAGAACGAAUAGCCAAGAUGCAUAGAGCUGUUUGUGAGUCGAUGCUUCAACAUCAUUUCGGGAAAGAAAUCAUGGAUCAUCUUUUUCAUACUUAUGCUACAGUUUUCGAUCAUCACCUUACUAUUAAUCCUAAUUCCAAAUUGAUUUCUUUACUUGUUUCCUUGAUUAGAAAUUAGAUCAUUUCUUUUCUUCCUUGUAUUCUGACGAUUGGUCCAAGAGAUUAAUCUAUAUACUUAACAAUUAUCAUGUUGUUCAAGUAUUUGGUUGUAAUUUCCGUAGGGCAUUGCUAUAUAUUGAAUGUCCAAGAUAUUAAGGUGUAAAAAUAA